Messenger RNA from Cylicostephanus goldi, 369 nucleotides. The record is from the annotation of a GenBank genome assembly. NCBI's taxonomy places the organism in Eukaryota, Metazoa, Nematoda, Chromadorea, Rhabditida, Strongylidae.
AUGGAACUAUUCAAAAUGGGAGGAAAAAGCCCUGAUACGAAUUACCUAUUUAUGGGUGAUUACGUUGAUCGUGGUUACUACUCAGUUGAAACUGUUAGCUUAUUGGUGUGUCUGAAGAUCAGAUACAAAGAAAGGGUCACUAUUCUUCGUGGCAAUCAUGAGUCUCGACAAAUUACUCAGGUUUACGGGUUCUAUGACGAGUGCCUACGCAAGUAUGGUAAUUCGAAUGUAUGGAAAUACUUUACCGAUCUUUUUGAUUGUUUCCCCCUCACCGCACUCGUGGACGGUCAAAUAUUUUGCCUCCAUGGUGGAUUAUCUCCAUCGAUUGACACUUUGGAUCACAUAAGAGCUCUCGAUCGUAUACAAGAA